Entelurus aequoreus (snake pipefish) is the source of this 2614-nucleotide messenger RNA. RefSeq lists its product as uncharacterized. Bases 666 to 1316 code for a protein of 216 amino acids. The transcript is spliced from 2 exons. NCBI's taxonomy places the organism in Eukaryota, Metazoa, Chordata, Actinopteri, Syngnathiformes, Syngnathidae. The record is from RefSeq and is a predicted model, not a curated record.
UCUUUGGUGCGCAAAUAAUAGGCUAUAUAUACCCAUUCAUACUGUAACGACCUGCUGGUGGUAUUGUUUGAUGUUCAUGUGGUUUUGAUUUGACUUGAUGUUUAAUUUUACGAUGAUCACACAAACACAGUCUGUGCCUGAAAGUGGAUUGAGGAGGUGUUGUUGUGUGUCCAGGGAAGCAGAGAGACGAAAGUGUUUGCAUGGGAGGUAAAGCCUGUUGGAAUUGGGCCAGUUUUUAGUAUAAGGUUGGUAAUAAAAGUAAAAAAUAGCAAGAGUCUGACUUUUGACUUCUUCUGUAGGCUACAAUACAUUAUAUUUAAUCUGUUUUCAUGUAAUAAAUGGACAACAUUCACAUACCAGGGGCAAUUCAGGCCCUGUCUAUAUUAAGCCGGAUAACUCCUUAUAGUGCCUGUGGUCAAGGCUCAUAUCGUUCAGUUUCGCUCCCACACCAACGGCACAACAUCAUUUUUACUUCAUAAAAUAGAUUUACUGGUAGUAAGUAAGAUACCAAAAGUUCGGAAAUUGACACCUAGCCCAUUUUGUGUAAUCGGUGUUGAAAGCCGGUACUAUUUUUCAGUGAGGCGCAGUGAUAUCUAGUGGGGAGUGGCGCGGUUUUGGUCACAUGGACCAAUCAGGUAGCAGUUUAUUCUAACAACAUACCUGCUAUGGCGACGACAACAUCCGAGAGUGAAGAGGAACGAAAGACCUCAAAAGUUAGAAAAAAAGUGCGUAAAGAGGAAAAUAAAAGAUGCUAUAUGCAUCUUUCAUCUGUGAACAAUGAGGACGUCCAGCACUUCACUCGGACACGGUGGGACACAUACAGAAACUAUUUAAAACAGUGGCUUUGUCUGCAAGACCAGAACAAGCAUCUGGCAGAAAUCUAUAAACAUUGCUCGGAUGUAGAUUUUGACGCUAUUCCUGACGACGCUGGGUUUCACGCAAAAUGCUACCGACGUUUUACAGAUAAAUCUGCAUUGUUUUAUGCCGAGAAAAGGACCGCACGGGCGGUGGGAGAACCAUCUGCAGCCGCAGGUCAGUCAGCAGGCACGUCUGAAACUCCCCGAAAGAAACUUCGAUCUCGUUCAGGUUUGCCCGUUGCUUCUGCCGGCCCCGUCCUGCCAGCCAUCUGUAUAAUUUGUCAAAAAGUGGAAAAGUACACUCGUGUGGGAGGAAAACGCCAGAGGGAUCAACUCACACAAGCAGAAACCGUGUCGGCAGGCCAGUUGCUGAAGGCAGCUGAGAUUAAGAAAGAUGCUGCCAUUCUUCUGCACAUCAACGACAAAGACUGUGUUGCUAUAGAGGUAUUAAAAACCUAGAGCGGUCACGGAGAGCUGAGGGUGGUACACAACAGGUGCAGAUCUAUGGACGGGAUCAGAAGGCACCCACACAGUGGAAAAAGUUUCUAUCUAAUGGGACCAACAAAGCAGCACUGGCAGAAUUCCUCUUUGUUGCAUGGCGAGAUGCUGAUCUCACCAUUUUGGGCAGGGACUUCAGCUUGUACAUAGCACAUGGAGAACUGUGUCACUGUGUUACUGUGAAAGAGGGUUCACAAACUGUCAGUGCUGUUCACGAACUGACAUGUGACCAUGAGGAAUGUGACACUAGGGUGUUUUUACAUGCACAGCAUGCUGCACAAGAACAUCAAACUGUUGUCAUCAAAAGCCCUGACACUGAUGUGGCAGUGAUUGCUGUAAGUCUUCAAAGAGCUUUACAGUGUAGCUUGUAUUUUUUCACGGGAGUAGGCAACAGAACGAGGAUCAUAGACGUGGUUAAGGUGGCAGCAGCUCUUGGCAACAGUGUUUGUUCUGCACUCAUUGGCAUCCAUACCUUCACAGGUUGUGACUCGACCAGUGCCUUUCAUGGCAAGGGCAAAAGGAAGACAUUUUCUCUUGCUUGUCAGAAAGACGAAUACCUGACUGCGUUCUCAAAUCUGGGCAGCAGUUUUAACCUUGACCAGUCUACGUUCAAAACACUGAGCAAAUAUGUGUGCCACCUGUAUGGACAGGCAUCUGCCAAAGACGUGAACGAUGCAAGAUACAAAGCAUUCUGUAUGGCAUCGUCAGCUUUGCCAGAACUGUCCAUUCCCCCAACAAGUGAUGCCCUCCACCAACACUGCAAAAGGGCAAACUACCAAGCAGCAGUAAUGCGACAUUCCCUGACUGGUAUGAUGUGUGCCCCUUCACCCAUUGGCAAUGGAUGGUACAUUGAGGAUGGGGAGUUAACAGUAAGAUGGAUGACUAGAAAUCCUGCCCCAGAUAGUGUGCUGCAGGUAGUCCACUGUGGUUGCAAGACAAGCAAAUGUGAAACAGAAAGAUGUUCAUGUAUGUCUGCAAAAAUGUCUUGUACUGAUUUAUGUCACUGCCAGAACUGUGGAAAUGUUUCAAAGGAAACAGAAGAAAGAGGUGCAUGGGAUGAUGACACAGAUGAAAGUGAUAUUGAUGAGUAAUUACGCACCAUGUCACCAUGUAAAAUUUGCCACUUUUGUUUCUUUAUCAAGAUGUUUGAUUAUCGAGAUGCCACACUGCCAUUUUAACGGUAAAGCUUAAAUAAUGUCUGUAUUACCUUUUUUUUCAAAUUUGUUUUGGUCUUUUGUGUGUGUUUGUGUGUGUGUGUG